UCACAAUCUGGCAACCACAACAGGGCUAACAGACAGUGUGGUUUCAGCAGUCGGUUGUUUGUUUACGAUUUAAUCUUUAAUAUUACAGACAAUAAUCCGGACCUUCAGCUGUAAUUUCCUAAAGGGUUCCUCACUGUGAGUCAUGCAUGUGCCGUGUAGGACGACUUUGCUGGUUUUGACGUGCUUGCUGUGGUCGCUGAGCUUCACGCCACGGUGCAGCUCGAAACCCGACCCACACCAACGCCAGGCUCUGAUAGAGAUGGAGGCGAGGCGAGCGACCGGCGGAGGUGUGGUGCUGAACGAGAAAGAAAAGUUGGUGGAUAAAAAGCUGCAGCAGAUGAAACUGCAGGAAAUGGAAGCGCCGGACUUCCCACCUGCCAUGCACUUCUUUAAAGCCAAACCACUGAUCGAUGCCAGUCCAGUCUUCAGCUUCCUACGGAAGAUGCCCAAGGGUGCAGCUCUACAUGUGCAUGACUUUGCCAUGGUGGGAGUGGAGUGGCUGGUGAAGAACGUGACCUACAGGGAGAACUGUUACGUGUGCUUCAACGACGAGAACUCUGUUCGCUUUGUCUUCUCGUCUGUGCAGCCCAAAGCGCUGCCUCACUGCUCCACAUGGACAUUACUCAAAACCUUGAGGGAGAAACUCAACUCCACCGAGCUGGAUAACAGCUUCAUUCGAAACCUCACGCUGGUUACUGAGGACCCAGACAGCGAGUACCCCAACCAGGACGUCGUCUGGAAGAGGUUCGAACAAGCCUUCUUGGUGGCCUACGGGCUCGUCACGUACGCUCCGGUCUUCAAGGAAUACCUUUACAAAGGUCUCGCACAGUUCUACGAGGACAACAUCAUGUACGUGGAGAUCCGAGCUCUUCUGCCGCCGACGUACGAGCUGGACGGCAGAACGAACACUAGGGAAUGGAGCUUGAAUGCUUGUUCGGAGGUGAUCAAAUGCUUCAAGGCACACCAUCCAGGCUUCUUUGGAGCUCGAAUCAUUUUCACCGUCCACAGAGGCUUAAAUUCGACCCAAGCUGUACAGAUAAUCGACGAGGCCAUGAGGCUGCACAAGAAGUUUCCAGAAGUCAUGGCAGGCUUUGACUUUGUGGGUCGUGAAGACAAAGGAAAUCCUCUGUGGUACUUCAGAGAGGCUUUGGGGCUGCCAGAGAAGCGCAGCGUCGAUCUGCCCUACUUCUUCCAUGCAGGAGAGACAAAUUUCCUGGGCACAGCAGUGGACCAGAACAUGAUGGACGCCCUGCUCUUCAACUCGUCUCGGAUCGGACACGGCUACGCGUUGGCACAUCACCCCGUAGUCAAAGAGCUCGCCAGGAAGAUGGAUGUAGCAGUGGAGGUUUGCCCCAUCUCUAAUCAGGUCCUGAAGCUGGUCUCAGAUCUGCGAAACCAUCCUGCAGCUGGACUGAUGGCAGAGGGUUUUCCCAUUGUGAUCAGCUCUGAUGACCCAGCGCUGUUUGGAGCCAGCGGUCUCUCACACGACUUUUACCAGGCGUUCAUGGGCUUCGGUGGAAUGAAAUCGAAUUUGUCGACACUAAAAGAGCUCGUGUUCAACUCUCUGAAGUUCAGCUCUUUGUCUCCCACCGAGAAGAAAAACGGCAUCGCAAAUUUAUUAGUGGACUGGGACAAGUUCAUCUCCGAGACUUUGCUCUAGACCCAGUGGAGAAACUCAGGAACUCUUCAGUGGAAAGUGGAGAGAAAGAAAAAUGGGGUUUUCUAUUUAUCAGGGCUUUUGCUGGAGGAUGGACCAUUUGAUGCUUUUGAUUUAAUGUAUUUUUUUAUUUCUACUGCAUUAUUUCAGCUGGAUAUUCGCUUUAUCUGGAGCCAAGCGUGUGGCUCUAUUCAGACUUCUAAGUUCCACGAUCGCCCUCUGCUGGAGUUAUUCUUUUAUUGCACCCCACCUGUGCUACAUUUGACUCUCUGGUACAGUUUUAGAGCUCGAGGUUUUCACCUCAGGUCAAUUUCUGUAGCCAGUAAUAAAACUGACGAUAAAACAGCAACUCGGACCAUGCACAUUUACAAAAAUACAAGACUUUUACAUAAUACAUGUGAAAGGUGUACAACAGAAUUUGACCUAUGAUUUUUCAUUGACCUAAUGAUAAUAAUAAAUAAUUUUUUUUUAUCUCAGGGUAUUAUAGUAAGAACAUCAUCAAGAAUUAUAAAGUAUUAAAACAUUUCCUGUAUAUAUCAUGAGUUCAAAGCACAGUAACACCAAGCUGCCAAUGCUGGGAUCUUAAACAAGGGCCUUAGCCUUUAAUUUCUCAGUAGUAAGAAUGAUUUCAUUGUUAGUGGAUAAUGUAAAUUUUUUUUUUUUUUACAAUUAUUGGUAUUUGAUCAUUUCCCAAUAACAGCAUGCUUUCAAGUGUCUUCUAGAGCGAUCUGGCAAUGCAAUCCAACAAUAAUUUAUUUAAAAAAACACAUUUUUAUCCAUUUAUAGUUACAGGAUGUGGAACAUCAACGUUACAUUAAAGCAGCUAUAAGCAGUUACUUUAAUAGAUUCCACUUUUCUUUUCUCUUCUUUCUACUGAAAGUAAUGACAUAAAAAAAUCCCUGCAUCAGGACUAAAAGUUACACCUUGACCCGUAACUGUUUCAACAUCCUGACACUGGAGACUCCUUUAAGAACAUCUUUCUCAUGGAAAACGUCAGCAGAAUUAAUCCCUGUGAUUAAACGGUAACUAUAGAAACGCUAGCCUAUGAAAUGAAGUGCAUUAAUACUGUAUCAACCUGUGACACUACGGUCAGACCUGCUAUUAUCAAACAUUUAGCUACACCUUCUGACCAAUCAGAAUCGAGCAUUUAUGAGCACAUGGAAUUUCGAGGAAUAUUUUAACCACCUUUUUUUUAUUAUCUUACACAGCAUUUGUAUGUAUUUGUGUGUGUGUGUGUGUGUGUGUGUGUGUGUGUGUGUAUUUGUGUUGCUUUUUUUAAAUACAGAUUAUAAUGAUAAAGUGUAUUCUCAGGAACACUAAAAAGAUGAGAUCAUUCAGUUCCUCUAGAAUCAAUGUCAUUGUAGAAAUGUUAACACAUCUGCAGUAAAUGUACUGAGAUUCUCUCUGA
This is a messenger RNA of Silurus meridionalis, 3065 nucleotides long. RefSeq names its product adenosine deaminase 2a (gene ada2a). The coding region runs from base 143 to 1660 and encodes 505 amino acids. The record is from RefSeq and is a predicted model, not a curated record. Gene Ontology annotation, molecular function: adenosine deaminase activity. Gene Ontology annotation, biological process: inosine biosynthetic process; adenosine catabolic process. The transcript has 10 exons. NCBI's taxonomy places the organism in Eukaryota, Metazoa, Chordata, Actinopteri, Siluriformes, Siluridae.